Papaver somniferum (opium poppy) is the source of this 1723-nucleotide messenger RNA. RefSeq names its product transcription initiation factor TFIID subunit 15-like. The coding region runs from base 189 to 1430 and encodes 413 amino acids. The transcript has 9 exons. NCBI's taxonomy places the organism in Eukaryota, Viridiplantae, Streptophyta, Magnoliopsida, Ranunculales, Papaveraceae. Gene Ontology annotation, molecular function: RNA binding. The record is from RefSeq and is a predicted model, not a curated record.
UCUUUGGUUUCCGAACUUCCGGAAGAACCGAUAUUUCACUUGUCAGGGCCGAAAUAAACCCUAAUAACCGAAGUCCGAUUUCUUUUCGAUCUUCAAAGUGAGUUCAUGGUUAGAUCUUCCUCUGUUUGAAUCUCUGUUUCAUUUUCAGGUUUGGCGGGGUUUCAUGAGCUUGGUGUUUCGUUGCUGACAUGGCGAACUGUAUAGGAAGAGGAAACCCUUUGAAUGGUUCUGUAUAUGUUUGUAACUUGCCUGAUGGGACUGACGAAAAUAUGCUUGCUGAGUUUUUUGGCACCAUUGGGUUGCUAAAGAAAGACAAGAGAACUGGUCGGCCAAAGAUAUGGUUUUAUAGAGAUAAAGUCACAAAUGAGCCAAAGGGAGAUGCAACCAUCACGUACGAGGAUCCACAUGCGGCACAGGCCGCUGUUGACUGGUUCAAUAAGAAGGAUUUUCAUGGAAAUAUAAUUGAAGUCUAUAUAGCAGAAGCCAAAAAUAAAGAUGAUGUUUUGUAUAACUCAGGGCAGCAAAUGAAUCUUGUGGAGGAUCCAAUUGUUGUUGGUGAUUUUGGCGGACAAGAGGAAGAUACUACUGACGUGAAUGGUGGUGAGGGAAGAGGUAGAGGUCGGGUUGAUGCUUCAGGAAAACCAUGGCAGCAAGAUGGAGACUGGUCAUGUCCGAAUACAAGCUGUGGUAAUGUGAACUUUGCUUUUCGUGGUGUGUGCAACCGCUGUGGGAGUGCUCGUCCGUCUGGUGCAUCUGGCAGUAGUUCUGCGGGAGGUGGUCGAGGAAGGGGUCGUGGUGCUGAUGAUUCAGGAGGUCGAGGACGGCCUGCUGGUGCUCCAGCAGGUCUUUUUGGACCAAAUGAUUGGGCUUGUCCAAUGUGUGCAAACAUUAACUGGGCUAAGCGAACAAAAUGCAAUAUCUGUAACACCAACAAGCCUGGUCACAACGAAGGUGGCGUAAGAGGAGGACGAGCUGGGGGUUACAAAGAACUUGACGAAGAAGAGAUUGAAGAAACUAGGCGCCGGCGAAGGGAAGCCGAACAAGAUGAUGGGGAGUUAUAUGAUGAGUUCGGAAAUCUCAAGAAGAAGUUUCGUGCUAAAACACAACAAGCAGAAGCUGGACAAGUACUCCCUGGUGCUGGUCGAGCUGGAUGGGAGGUUGAGGAACUAGAAAGAAAUGGCAGAGAGAGAAGCAAAGACAGGGCAAGGAAUCGUGAUGACAGGGAGAGCAGCAAGAGUAGGGAACGUGAUGGUUACUCCAGCUCUAGGGAUUAUCGUCGUAGCAGGAGCAGAGACAGGGAAAGAGACAUGGAAGAGAGGGGUAAAGACCGGGACCGAGAUAGACUCCGAGAUUACGAUCAUGACCGGAGCAGGGAAUAUGGACACGAGCGUGACAGAGAUAGGGACAGGAACCGUCACCGAGAUUGGUAGUACCGGUUUCACACACAAUACACUGUUUUUCUUAUGUGGCUUGGAUUGUUGCGUACUGUUAGUUCCGCGGUAAUGAGAUUGGUACCGUCACCGAGAUUGGUAGUAACGGAUAUGCUAUUUUUCACACCCAGUACACUUUUUUGUUAUAUGUGGCUUGGAUUGUUGCGUACUGUUAGUUCCGCGGUGAUGAGAAUGUUUAGGAAGCAAACCAGGUAUUUGAUCAGCACGUUUGGCUUAGUUCACGAUGGAGAUACUAGUUUGUUUUUUUGCGUAUGAAAUAUUCAAAUUUAUAU